AUGUCGAUGGAAAUAGACGAGUCGAACGGCGUGGCCUUCCCUUCCCACCAGCUCCGUGAAUCAACGGCACCCACGAUCCUCUGUUACAACUGCGGCGCACCGAUUGACGGCACACAAGCGGCCGGCGCACUUUGCAGCGACUGUCUAAAGCUUACAGUCGACAUCACAGCAGGCAUCGAGAAGGAUGGCGUGCUUCUAAUGUGCAGAGACUGCGACAGAUGGCUCUCGCCGCCCAGUCAGUGGGUCGUCGCUACACUAGAGUCAAGAGAGCUGCUUGCGCUGUGUUUAAGAAAAUUGAGGGGACUACACAAGAGCCGAAUCAUCGAUGCGAGCUUCAUCUGGACAGAGCCACAUUCGAGGCGGAUAAAGCUUAAGAUCACGGUGCAGCAGGAAGCGUUUGAGGGUACGGUACUGCAACAGACGUUCGAGGUCGAGUUUGUGCAGCAGUUCAAGCAGUGUCCGGACUGCGCGAAGAGCUAUACACACAACACCUGGCGAGCGGUGGUGCAGGUGCGGCAGAAAGUGCCUCACAAGCGGACGUUCUUGUACCUGGAGCAGCUCAUCCUGAAGCAAGGUGCGCACAGAGAGACGAUCAACAUCAAGGAAGUAAACAACGGCAUCGACUUCUUCUUCUCCCAACGAAACCACGCCGAAAAAUUCGUCGACUUCCUCUCCUCCGUCUCCCCCGUCAAGACGAAAAAGAGCCAAGAGCUCAUCUCCAUGGACAUCCACACCUCGAGCAAAUCCUACAAAUUCACCUUUUCCUGCGAGCUCGUCCCCAUCUGCAAAGACGACCUCGUCGCGUUGCCCCUCAAACUCGCGCGCCAGAUCGGCAACAUCUCCCCGCUCGUCCUCUGCUACCGCAUUGGCACCGCCGUCAACCUCCUCGACCCCAACACGCUGCAGAUCGCCGACCUCAGCACGCCCAUCUACUGGCGCACGCCCUUCGCUCCGAUCGCGGAUGUCAAGGACCUCGUCGAGUUCGUCGUCAUGGACAUCGAACCCAUCGGUCCGCAGAAGGGGCGGUUCCUGCUCUCCGACGUGACCGUCAUGCGCGCGUCUGACUUCGGGAAAAGCGAUACCUCCUACAACGUCCGCACGCACCUCGGCAGCAUCCUUCACGCAGGCGACAGCGUAAUGGGCUACCACCUGACCGGCACGCAAUUCAACAACGAACACUUCGAAGCCAUCGAAUCCAGCAAGCAAUACGGCGGCACCAUCCCGGACGUCAUCCUCGUCAAGAAACACUAUCCCGCGCGCAAAAAGGGCAAAUCGCGCAACUGGAAGCUCAAGCGCAUGGCGCGCGAGGAGAGCGAGAUGAAGCCGCGCAAGCAGGACGAGGCAAGGGAUGAGGUGGAUUAUGAGCAGUUCCUGCGCGAUCUGGAGGCGGAUCCGGAGUUGCGGCAGGGGUUGAGUUUGUAUCGGAAUGCAGAUAAGGGGGAGAGGCAUGUGGCGAUGGAUACGGAGAUGGAGACGGAUGGGGAGGAGGAGGAGGGGUUGGAGAUUCCGAUGGAGCAGUUGAUUGAUGAGAUGGAGGAGGUGGGGUUGGGGGAUGGGGAGAUGGUGGAGGAGGACUGA
Saxophila tyrrhenica is the source of this 1578-nucleotide messenger RNA. It is a transcript of the gene NMD3, whose product is annotated as ribosome-binding protein. Gene Ontology annotation, cellular component: cytoplasm; nucleus. Gene Ontology annotation, molecular function: ribosomal large subunit binding. NCBI's taxonomy places the organism in Eukaryota, Fungi, Ascomycota, Dothideomycetes, Mycosphaerellales, Extremaceae. The coding region runs from base 1 to 1578 and encodes 525 amino acids. The transcript has a single exon. The record is from RefSeq and is a predicted model, not a curated record. Gene Ontology annotation, biological process: ribosomal large subunit export from nucleus.